Molecule: messenger RNA, 636 nt
Organism: Brassica rapa (field mustard)
Lineage: Eukaryota; Viridiplantae; Streptophyta; Magnoliopsida; Brassicales; Brassicaceae
Source: RefSeq, a predicted model, not a curated record
AUGGGGAUUAGGAGAGGUGCAACGGUUGAGGAGGCUGUGAUGAAUGUGCGUAGAAGGCGCAGGCAUCGUGCUGGAAUUUUGAAUGAAAUUGAAGCAAAUAUAACAGAGCUAAAGGAUAAGCUUUGUCCAUCUACUGAGGGUAUGAGUAUGUGGCGUAGGGGGUCGGGAUAUAAAGCUAGUUUCUCAACUAACGAGACUUGGAGGUUAUCAACUAUGGACAGAAUUUCAAGUUGGAGUAGAGGGGUUGAUGAAACAUGUGUCCUGUGUAAGUGUGCUCCUGGAACAAAGAAUCAUCUCUUCUUUGGUUGUUCCUUCUCUUCUCAGCUGUGGGAAUUUUUUGUGAAAGGGAUGUUGGGUAGUGCUUACACAAAUGAUUGGAAUGCGAUAGUAAUCUUGAUCGCAGAUCAGUCCAUGGAAAGAAAGAAUCUCUUCUGCGUUAGAUAUGCAUUUCAAGCUGCGGUCUAUGCGUUAUGGAGGGAAAGAAAUAAGAUCAAACAUGAUGAUAAGCCAUUGCCAUUGUCAGCUCUACGGAAGUUGGUUGAGAAAGGAGUUCGUAAUAAGCUAAGUCUGAUGAGAAUUAAAGGUGGCAAAGGAAUGCAAGGGAUUUUGCAGUAUUGGUUUGGUGCUAGAUUGUAA